AUGGCUCCUCCGGUGCCUCUCGGCACGAGGACCGGGAGGGGGCUGUACCACUGCGACUACUGCCACAAGGACCUGUCCAAUGCCCUGCACAUCCGCUGCGCCGUCUGCCCAGACUUCGACCUCUGCCUGGACUGCUUCUCGGUGGGGGCGGCCAUCACGCCGCACAGCAGCGACCACGCCUACAAAGUGGUCGGCAACCUGUCCUUCCCCAUCUACCACCCGGAAUGGGGGGCGGAUGAGGAGAUACUCCUGGUGGAGGGGGUGGAGCUGUAUGGCCUGGGGAACUGGGAGGCAGUGGGAGAGCACGUGGGGCGCGACCCCGGCGAGGCCCGUGCCCAUUACAUGUCGGUCUACGUGGAGACCGCCUGCUUCCCCGACCCGCAGCCCUCGCCCGCCAUGGCGGGUGUUGACAUCCAGGCCUUGAUCGACGCCCACCGCAGCACCACCCUAAACAAGAUGGCCUCCGCCCGCAUCGCCCUGGCCAGCCCGGCGGCCACGCCCAGGGUCAAGUCGGAGAGCACGCCCGGCGCGGCCGCCUGGGACGCCGCCAACGGCGGUGCGAUGGGGCCAGGCCACAGCCCGCAGCGCGCGGCCGACAGCCGCGCGCCCUCCAGCGCGGAGCGGGCCCCGCUGGAAAGCGUGCGCAAGCUGGAGCCGGAGGCGAACAUCCUCCAGGACCCACUGGGGGCUGGUGUGGCUGGGACCCCGGCGGCAGCCUCGCCUGCUGAGAUCGGGGCCAAGGUAGCGCUGGCGGAGGCUCAGCAGACGGGGUACAACCUGAAGCGAAACGAGUUUGAGCAGGAGUACGACCACGAGGCGGAGUGCAUCAUCUCCGAGAUGGAGUUCAGGGAGGAGGACUCGGAGGAGGUGGUGGCGCAGAAGCUGGAGCUGAUUGCCAUCUACAACCGGCGGCUGGACGAGCGUGACCAGCGCCGGGCCUUCAUCCUGGACCGGGGCCUGCUCAACGUCAAGCGCCAGGCGGCCAUGGAUCGGCGGCGUAGCGCCGCAGAGCGCGCCAUGGCCGGCCAGCUACGUGCCUUUGCACGGUACCUGCCCCAGGCGCAGUACGAGGCGCUGGCCGACGGCAUGCUGGCUGAGGCGCGGCUCUGUGCCAGGAUCGCGGAGCUGCAGGAGUACAGGGCGCUGGGCUUGCGCACCUUUGAGGAGGUGGAUGAGCUGGAGGCCAGCGGGGAUCGACCCCGGAGAAAAGAAAACGCGCCGCCCAGCCAGGCGGCACGCAUGCGGCUCAACCGGGUUCCCAUCGACGAGGCAAGGCUGCAGGAGCACCUGCUCUCCGGCCUGGGCUUUGCACACGCCGCCAUGUCCCUGCACCAGAAGCGCACGACUGUGGAGGAGGGGCGAGGGACGUCGGGCCUAGCGGCGUGGCGUGGAAAGCGCGGAACGCUGCUGGACAUCACAGCGCUGCCGGACGCCGAAGUGCUGCUGCAGCAGGAGCGCCACCUCUGCGCUUCGGAGCGGUACCUGCCGGCGCAGUACCUCGCCAUCAAGGCUGCCGUCCUGGAGGUCCAAGAAAGGCGUGGUGUUGUAACCCCGGGGGACGUCACCGCGCUCCCCUUCAAGGUGGAUGUGCAGCGCAUGCUACGCCUAUACGAUUUCUUCAGCGGGCAGGCUCGCAAACUGGUCGGCGCCAAGGGCUUUCAGCGUCACAACCCGCUGACCGACAAGUUCCCCAUCCACCGCUUCCACCACUUUGAGUUCUACUGCGGGGAUGCGACAAACACCAGCCGCAGGUUUGGCCUGGGCCUGGGGCUGUCCCAGGUAGCCAAGUCUGACCAGGGCACAGGGAACCAGAAGUUUGCCAGCUAUGUCAUGCGCUCCAACCAGCUCAUCUUCACCUUCACUGCGCCCUACAACGGCGCGGGGGGCGAGGCCUCCGGCCCGGACGCCGGCUCCCCGGUCCCCUGGUACGACGUCGACGCCGCGCACACCUUCAACAGGAACCACGGCCUGGGCGUCCGCGCAGUGGGCAUCGUGGUGGAGGACGCGGCGGAGGCCUUCCGCAUCUCCACCGCCAAUGGCGGCAUCCCCGUGCAGCCCCCUACGCGGCUGGCCGACGCGCGCGGGUCGCUGACGGUGUCGGAAAUCGUGCUGUACGGCGACGUGGUCCUGCGCUUCCUGUCCGGCGACUACUCCGGCUCCUACCUGCCGGGGUACGAGGAAGAGGCGCGCCCCAGCCCCCGCUGCUUCGGCAUCCGACGCGCCGACCAUGCGGUGGGCAACGUGCCCGACCUGGGCGCGCAGGUGGACUACCUGACGCGCGCGCUGGGCCUGCACGACUUCGCCGAGUUCACGGCGGAGGACGUGGGCACGAUCGACUCAGGCCUGAACUCCAUGGUGCUGGCCAGCAACAACGAGAUGGUGCUGCUGCCCGUGAACGAGCCGACGCGGGGCACGCGGCGCAAGUCCCAGAUCCAGACCUUCCUGGAGCAGAACGGCGGCCCCGGGCUGCAGCACCUGGCGCUGAAGACGGACGACGUGUUUGCCACGCUGCGCGCCAUGCGCGCUGUGGGCGACGCGGGCGGGUUCGAGUUCAUGCCCCGCCCGUCCGACGCCUACUACCGCGACCUGCCGUCUAAGGUGGGCGACGCGCUCACCCCCGAGCAGCUGUCCGAGGCCGAGGAGCUGGGCCUGCUGGUGGACCGCGACGACCAGGGCGUGCUGCUCCAGAUCUUCACCAAGCCGCUGGGCGACCGGCCCACCGUGUUUGUGGAGAUCAUCCAGCGCCUGUGCCACAUCCAGCCCAGCGAGGAGACGCUGCGCGCCGCGCGCGCCACCGCGCAGGCCUGCCCCCUGGCCGCCAACCCGGACGAGGUGGGCGGCUGCGGCGGAUUCGGCAAGGGCAAUUUCUCGGAGCUGUUCAAGAGCAUCGAGGUGUAUGAGACCGACCUGGGCAUCAACUGA
Auxenochlorella protothecoides is the source of this 2922-nucleotide messenger RNA. RefSeq names its product 4-hydroxyphenylpyruvate dioxygenase. Lineage: Eukaryota; Viridiplantae; Chlorophyta; Trebouxiophyceae; Chlorellales; Chlorellaceae. Gene Ontology annotation, biological process: L-tyrosine catabolic process. Gene Ontology annotation, molecular function: 4-hydroxyphenylpyruvate dioxygenase activity; zinc ion binding. The record is from RefSeq and is a predicted model, not a curated record. The transcript has 15 exons. The coding region runs from base 1 to 2922 and encodes 973 amino acids.